AUGCUGGACGCGCUGGCGAAUUUUAAUGUGACGGAGGUGCCGAGCCUUAAGACGUCUGUGCGGGAGGCUAUGUCCACGCUGAACACCACUACGGUGAACUUGGCGCUGGGGCUUCCCGGCAUGUUUUCGACGUUUAACGCGGGGCAGCUGUACAGGAUCAGGGUGGUGGCGAUCACUGCGUCUGCGUUGUCGAUAUUUGGUGGUGUAGUUGGUAUAUACUGUAUGCUGAAUAUUGACAAGAGGCGAAAAGUGUUCAGACAUGAUUUGAUUCUGUUUCUGAUCAUCUGCGAUUUCAUAAAGGCUCUAAUUCUGAUGAUAUACCCCGCGAUUAUUCUAAACAAUAACUAUGUGUAUGCGACGCCGGCGUUCUUUAAUACACUCGGUUGGCUUACUGCAUACGCGACAGAAGGUGCUGAUAUUGCUAUCAUGGUCUUCGCCAUACAUUUUGCAUUACUUAUAUUUAAACCGAACUGGAAGUGGAGGAACGCCAAAACGGGUAACAUGGAAGGUGGGCUAUACAAAGUGAGGGGCUAUAUCUGGCCGAUGACAGCUUUGAUACCGAGCGUGCUGGCGAGCCUGGCUUUCAUAAAUUAUAACAAAUUGCAUAAGUGGACACAAGCAGAAAGAGACGCUGUUGUGCUAGAUAAUAACAACUACGACUUCCCAUUCAAACCUAGAAUCGGAGGCUAUAAACCGUGGAGUGCUUGGUGCUAUUUGCCACCAAGACCACUCUGGUAUAAGAUCGUCCUAAGUUGGGGUCCCAGAUACUUUUUGGUAAUAACAAUUAUUGCCAUCUAUAUUAGCAUAUAUCUAUACGUGUCAAGCAAGAUACGAAAAAUCAAAAAUCAGUUAAAGGAUUUUAAGCAUGAGCAGGAGGAAGCGCGCCAUGAGGAGGACAGAAUCUUGAGAUCUUCCAAAUUUGGUACUAUAAAAUGGCUGAUGAAGAGAUAUAUAUCACCAUUGUUUAUGGGCAUCAUCAAAUCUUUCAAAAAUUUCUUCACAUUAUCGAUGGAAGAUAUCAGUGAUGACUCCGAAUUGUCGACCAGAAGUUAUUCAAUUUAUAGCAGUGGAUCUUCAUAUGCGUAUGGAGCAAAUAAAGCUGAUAAUGAAGAUUAUGACAAGUACCAUCAAGGCCUUCAAAUCUUAAAAUAUAAGAAUUCUAAGAAUGCCCAAGAAAGAAAUGCAGUAAGAGAACAAAUACAAAACCAAAACCAAGAUCAGGUUGAAAAUAAGGCAGAAGACAAAGACAUUGAAAUGGCUGAUCUGGAAACACCUAAAGAAACUUUUAAUAACCCUCUUUCAAAGCUGUCAUCAUUAAGGAAACAUAUGAGUAUCCAUUCAACAGAUAGGAGGUCAGGACAUUCAAGGAGAUUUUCUGAUGCUAGUGAUGAAUCUAAUAUCGACUCAUUAUUGGAAAACGGCCUAACUGAAAUAUUUAGUACUCCCAUCCCAGAUGGUGAAGACUCAGAAACUCAAAACCCAGUUGCUUAUCAAAUGGAAGACUUGAGUAAAGGUAUAUCACCUAUGGACAACUCAGUUGUCCCUCCUUUGGGAGAUGAAAGAAGGAUAGUUGGAGCAAAUGAAAUCGACGAUGUUAAAAAGAAUUUCCAAAGAGAAAUGUACCAAAAUAUGAAGAAGAGGAGAUCUCAAAUUCAAAAGAAUGUCAGGUCGAUUUUCAUUUAUCCUUGCUCAUAUUUGGCGCUUUGGGUUUUCCCUAUUAUUGCUGACUGUUUACAGUAUAACUACGAGGAGAAACAUGGCCCUGUUAUGUGGGUCACAUACCUGGAUACUUUUACAAGACCUUUAGCCUGCAUUGUGAAUUCUAUGGUCUUUUUUUACAGAGAAAAGCCUUGGAGACAUACAUGGGAAAGAGUGGAAAAGAAAGUAUUACUUGAUAAAUUUAUAUUGAAAGGUGAGAUGAGUGAACAGGACAUGUUGUUUUACAGGAAAACCAAACUUGGAAGAAGAGGUUGGUAUUACCGUGGGAAGUGGCUAAAAAGACAAUGUUGGAGCCAUCAAAAGGAAUGGUGGAAGAGAUGUUUGUGGUACGUUUAUAGAACUUUUAUUGGUGCUUUCAAGCUAGAUUUUGAUUAUGAAGAUAACUGCUGGGAUAAUGAAUUCUGGGACCAGUAUUACUCUGGUAAGCCACUGCCAGAAUUCAGGUCUCAUCAGAACGCCAAAGAAGGUAAGAUGAGGAGCACAGAAACCGAAAAUGUAUUAACCUCUGACUCAUCUUUAUCUCCUUCAAGGGAGGAUGCCUUCUAUGAUGCACAAGAUAAGUUAAAGAUAUCUGCAUUCUGGAUGUUGGUCCAUUUAUUCCCAAUGCUGAAUGGUGUUGAUCUGGAUGAGAUCAAUAGAGUUCUAAGAAUGAAAUACAAAGAAGAUGACUUUGUGAUUCCAGGUUUAACGUAUGCAUUGACUCAAAGAAAUGCACAAGUGCCAACUCCACAAGUGGCUGCUGGAAAACACAGUAGAAAUCCAAGCACAAUCAGAAACACCAAUACAAAACUACCUACAUUUGAUCUCAGAACUCAACAAAUACCUUCCAGUGAUGAGCACCAUUAUAUGAGAGAGACUCCAAAAAUUGACGAGCACUUGUUUUCAAACAGAAAUUCACAAGUCUCAUUUGCUCGUCUAGAUACCGAUAGACCUACAAGUACCGUAUCUGAAAGCACUUCGAAACAAACUACUCCACCUGCCAGUACAUCUGUUAGUCAACCAUCUAACCAUGAUGAUGACGAUGAACACAUAGAUAUCCUUGCAUUCUUAAACGAACCCUUGAAAUAG
Molecule: messenger RNA, 2787 nt
Organism: Nakaseomyces glabratus
Lineage: Eukaryota; Fungi; Ascomycota; Saccharomycetes; Saccharomycetales; Saccharomycetaceae
Gene: GPR1
Product: Gpr1p
Biological process (GO): adenylate cyclase-activating G protein-coupled receptor signaling pathway
Cellular component (GO): plasma membrane
Molecular function (GO): G protein-coupled receptor activity
Source: RefSeq, a predicted model, not a curated record